Molecule: messenger RNA, 754 nt
Organism: Bactrocera latifrons
Lineage: Eukaryota; Metazoa; Arthropoda; Insecta; Diptera; Tephritidae
Gene: DCTN5-p25
Product: dynactin subunit 5
Exons: 3
Coding region: 114-680 (188 amino acids)
Source: RefSeq, a predicted model, not a curated record
GACAAAAGUAUUUAUAAGAAAUGAGAAACAGCUGUUGAGUUCGUCAUCAAGAGAAACAAAUUUGGAAUAACGCUAAACAAUUCGAGGGCACACCUUCCACAUUUUAUUUUUAAAUGGAAAUCGUAGAUACAUAUUACAGCAAAGAUGAAUAUGUGGAGACUGCUUCUGGAAACAAGGUGAGCAGGCAGACCGUCCUAUGCGGUUCACAAAAUAUUGUUCUAAAUGGUAAAGUUGUUGUGCAAACCGGUGCGAUAAUUCGUGGUGAUUUGGCAAACGUACGUACGGGUCGUUAUUGUGUUAUUAGCAAAAACGCCGUCAUCCGUCCGCCGUACAAACAAUUCAGUAAGGGUAUUGCGUUCUUCCCUAUGCAUAUAGGCGACCAUGUUUUUAUUAGUGAAGGUGCAGUUGUGUCAGCGAGUUCUAUUGGCUCAUUUGUGUAUAUAGGAAAAAAUGCUAUUAUCGGUCGACGUUGUGCGCUUAAAGACUGCUGCAUCAUAGAGGACGGUGCCGUACUACCACCAGAGACAACUGUAGCUAGUUAUAUGCGUUAUACCGCUAAAGGAACCAUCGAAGGAGGUCAAGGUAAUCCAAAUUUUGUUCCGGCGGCAAUGCAGGAUCAAAUGGUUGAUUAUACCAAAUCAUUCUAUGAUCAUUUCUUGCGAAAUCCCCAAGCGGGUUGAAACUUUUAAUUAUUUAUUUUAAGUAUUUUGGUAAGAAAUGUUUCAAAAAUAUCGUAUCUAAUCUCAUUCAAAUA